Messenger RNA from Dendrobium catenatum, 1808 nucleotides. Its product is annotated as serine carboxypeptidase 1. The transcript has 14 exons. Gene Ontology annotation, molecular function: acyltransferase activity, transferring groups other than amino-acyl groups; serine-type carboxypeptidase activity. Gene Ontology annotation, biological process: secondary metabolic process; proteolysis. The coding region runs from base 224 to 1705 and encodes 493 amino acids. NCBI's taxonomy places the organism in Eukaryota, Viridiplantae, Streptophyta, Magnoliopsida, Asparagales, Orchidaceae. The record is from RefSeq and is a predicted model, not a curated record.
AUUUCACUGCCCCCAGAGAUCCUCCGCCUCCUCCGGUAACUGUUGACGUACGUUGUCGACCUAAUCAUUUCUCCGGCUUCCUUGGACUUGCCAUUUUUUUUAGAGCUGAUUCUCUCUUUGCACAAAACGAAUCAUUCUCUCUCUCUCUCUCUCUCUCUCUCUCUCUCUCUCUCUCUCUGUCUAUAAAUAUCUGUCAACAAAUUAAGUGAUUUCAUCUAUUCCAAUGGCGUUGCCAACCCUCCUCCGCUUCAUAUCGCUUCUCCUCGUGAGCACUGCAUCAUUAAUCUCUGCGGUGCCAGAGGACGCUUUGGUCUCCCACCUGCCUGGCUUCAAUGGAACUUUUCCGUCGAAGCAUUACGCUGGGUAUGUGACAAUUGAUAAGAACCAUGGGAAGAAUCUAUACUACUACUUCGUGGAAUCGGAGCGGAAUCCGGAGAAAGACCCUUUGGUACUUUGGCUGAACGGGGGCCCAGGCUGCUCUAGCUUUGACGGCUUCGUCUAUGAGCAUGGUCCAUUCAAUUUCAAACCAGGGGGGAAAGCUGGAAGCUUGCCUGAGCUGCUUCUGAAUCCUUACAGCUGGUCUAAGGUUUCUAGUAUUAUAUACUUGGAUUCUCCUGCUGGUGUUGGGCUGUCAUAUUCUGCAAAUAAAUCAGAUUAUAUUACUGGAGAUCUUAAGACUGCCUCAGAUUCUCACCAGUUUCUUCUGAAGUGGUUUGAGCUAUAUCCAGAGUUCCUUGGAAAUCAAUUUUAUAUAUCUGGAGAAUCAUAUGCUGGGGUAUAUGUUCCUACUCUGUCUGCUGCAGUUGUCGAAGGGAUAAAUGGUGGAAUUAAUCCCAAAAUAAACUUCAAGGGCUACAUGGUUGGAAAUGGAGUUACUGACACAGUAUAUGAUGGUAACGCUCUUGUGCCAUUUGCGCAUGGAAUGGGUCUCAUAUCAGAUGAUAUGUUCCAGGGGACUAAUGUUGCAUGCAAUGGAAGUUACUGGAAUCCAAUUAAUACAAGCUGUGAAGAAAAGCUGAGCGAAAUUGAUUUGGACCUUCAGGAUUUAAACAUUUAUGACAUACUUGAACCAUGCUACUAUGGUUCUGCAAGUUCUGAUGUUGUCUCUCACAAAAGCAAGUUGCCGUCAAGCUUCCGUAGGCUUGGUGAGACUGAUAGGCCUCUUCCAGUGAGGAAAAGGAUGUUUGGCCGUGCAUGGCCUUUGUGGGCUCAAGUCAUGGAGGGGCAUGUUCCAACAUGGCCAGAGCUUGGAAGCCCAUCGGUUCCAUGCAUGAAUGACGAGGUUGCAACUUUAUGGUUGAACAAUGAAGAAGUAAGAAGUGCACUUCAUGCUCAGCCGAAAAGUGUGACGGGUCCUUGGGAGCUAUGCACCGAUAAUAUAGAUUUCAGUCAUGAUGCUGGAAGCAUGAUCAAGUAUCACAAGAACUUGACUGUCCAAGGUUAUCGUGCACUAAUUUUUAGUGGUGACCAUGACAUGUGUGUGCCCUUCACUGGUACUCAAGCAUGGACAAGGUCAUUGGGAUAUAAAAUUACUGAUCCAUGGAGGCCAUGGUAUGUUGCAGAACAAGUUUCUGGGUUCACUCAAGGCUAUGACAAGAACCUCACUUUCCUCACAGUAAAGGGUUCAGGCCAUACGGUUCCAGAGUACAAGCCACAAGAGGCACUGGCUUUUUAUAGCAGAUGGCUGGCUGGUUUAGCUAUAUAGUAGUUCAAAAUAGAUCUCUCAUUUUUCUUAUAGUGGAAACAUUGUCUCCUGCAAAUAUGAUUUUAUGACAUCAGGACAUUUAAUAGAGCUCCUGUUUAUGAUA